Molecule: messenger RNA, 1507 nt
Organism: Argentina anserina (silverweed cinquefoil)
Lineage: Eukaryota; Viridiplantae; Streptophyta; Magnoliopsida; Rosales; Rosaceae
Exons: 7
Coding region: 106-1260 (384 amino acids)
Molecular function (GO): oxidoreductase activity
Source: RefSeq, a predicted model, not a curated record
ACAAAGCAGGAAGCAAGCAAACGCCACUAACACAUCGAACAAAGAAGAACAAGAAGAAGUAGAUCAAACAAUUCGAAAGUCGAAACCAAAGGUUGAAGAAGACGAAUGAUUAUCCGACUCUCCAACACCGCCACCAUAACCAUGUUAAGAAGCUCCUCUCUUUCCUACCCUUCAUUCCACUCUCUCAUAUCUCGCCAACGCAACAAUCUGAAUUUCACCAGGACCUUCAUCUCCCUUACCAGAUUACGUCUUCCCCUGAAUCUGAAACACUCCAUCUCCACCAAAAACCAACCUCUCCGCACUGUUUGUAGCUCCAAAUCCGACAAUGGAUCCCAUCACCCUUCUUCUUCUUCUUCUCAGGGAGGUGAAUCAUUCUUCAGGGGAGUGUUGGCAAACAUGGAGGCUGUGUACUUGAGCAGGAACCCUACAGCAAAGUCAGUGUUGGAUCUUGUUGGGUCUGAGGAACAGAUUAGCUAUGAUCAUUUCGCGUUUAGGACCUUUGGGGUGAAUGGUUAUGGAAUUGAUUCUAUGGCUAGAUUUUUCUUGGAUUUCGGAUAUACUUCCAGGGAAGAGUUACGAUUCCCGGCUAAGAAAUUGAGGGCAUUGUGGUUUUCUCCUCCUAGUUAUGCGAAUUCUUAUGGUGGUGCUGGUGUUAAUGGGCCGUUGCCGAGAAUAUUCAUAUCUGAGCUUCUUGUUGAUCAGAUGAGUCCACAGACUCAGGAGAUAAUCCAUAAGUACACUGAAAACUCUAAUUCUGGGAAUAAGUAUGCUGCUCUAGCAAGUGCCGUGGGAACUUUGACUUGGGAAAAGCCAUUAUACUCAGAAUUUCAGCAAUUGGCUAGGGAAAGUGAAUAUGCUGCCUGGACCCUUGCCAAUGGGUACGCAGUCAACCAUGUCACCAUCUCUGCUCACCAGCUGAAAUCUCAAUUGAGAGAUAUUAAGAGCCUCAAUGAGUUCAUCGAGAGGAAUGGAUUCAGGUUGAAUUCUGAAGGUGGAAUUCUGAAAGUGAGCCCUGAUGGUCUUCUGCUGCAAAGUUCAACUGUCGCAGAUUCAGUUAAUUUCCAAUUUAGGGAUGGUCAAACCGAGUCAGUCCCCUGCUCCUACAUUGAGUUUGCUCAACGCCUGGUGCUGCCUCAGUACAGUAAUCUACCAGACAACGAGAUUCAAGAGCAUCACAGGAGGGAAGGAUUUGAAGUUGGUAAUGCUGACAAGAUCUUUGAGAGCACGUCGUCAGAGCAGCUGACCAGGAGGGCGGCAUGAAGGACUUCGUAAAUAACUGCAUGAUGAGAUCAUUUCAAUCCUUCAUGCAGCACCAGAAAUAAUGACCUGUUCAAGAACUAUAUCUUUGGUACAAGAAGCAAGGGUGACAUUUCUAUUGUAGCAACUUAUGCUCCAAAAAUUCUUUAAAAAAAAAAACUUAUGCUCUAAAAUUAAAGAGCUUGAAGCAUGUAAAUGUAUUUGGUAGAUGCAUUUAAUAAAUGAAGGUAGGUCCGAUGAGUUGCUCCAA